This is a messenger RNA of Acanthoscelides obtectus, 3764 nucleotides long. Lineage: Eukaryota; Metazoa; Arthropoda; Insecta; Coleoptera; Chrysomelidae. The record is from the annotation of a GenBank genome assembly.
CAGACCCUACACACAAAAUGCAGGACUACGUAAGGAGCAUUGCCAAAACGUUCAUCUGUUUCAUGGUGAUUUUCCUGAUUACAGCGAGCGCACGGCCACCACAUUUGGAUGAUAAUCAGGUUGAUCAAGACAACUUCCCUCUCAUGGAAUCCCCUCAGCUCAAACCAUGGCAAAUGGCGUUGCUCGCACAAAGGCUCGCCGAACUGAAUCAAGUUGAAAACGGAAUUGGCCCAAUGGGCCCAGAGAGCUUCCAAAGGGCACUACGAAGUGAAACUGAAAGGAAACGUCGUUAUCGCGCAUGCUAUUUCAACCCCGUCAGCUGUUUCAAGAAGUAAACUAUCGAGAUGAAGAUGAGAUGGAGCUGCCUUUAUGCGGAUGGAUUGUCACAAGCGAGUUAAUAUCAUGAAAGAUCAUCCAAAGUACACUUUUUAACUCAGAAACCUUAAAAGCUUCCUAAAUCAAAUUAGUAGUUAGAAGGAGUAUUGUUCAACGUAUGCUACCUAAAGAUAGCAAAUCGUAUAGUGUAUUUCGGCGUCCAAAACUGGAUCUGUAAGAGACUAGCGCCAUCAAUAAGUCAGUAUCAGAAUACAAAAAUGAAUUUAGAAAUCUAUUUUGAGCUAGAACGUUUGGUUCUGCUACUGUUCCUUAGAUAGCGCUAGGAUCGACAACGAUUUUUUUCGACUUCAGACAUGAAUUAUCGUGUUCCACCUGGAAAUAUCCAAUUAAAAUAUGCGUUACAGGAGCCAAAAAGGGACUGUAUACUCUAGCGGCAUCUAUGGUACAGUAUCAGAACCGAACACUGUAACUCGUUUCAAAGUAGAUUAAUAAAUUAAGUUUUGUAUCUUUCUACUGUCUUAUAUCUGUGGAUGGCGAAAGUUUUUUUUUGAGAAUCCAUUUUGAACACCGGAUGGCAGUAUCUGUUUGCCUAUCUUCAGUUAGAAUGCAUUAAUAAAUGCCAAGAGUAAGCUACGCAAUUUUUGAAGUUACAGUAGCAAUGCAACUGAUUUGUAAAACUAUAGUCUAUUCAUGAUGAUAACUCACGUGAUCUUGGUGCUAUUUUCACUACAAAGAGAUGUGCAAAUUUCAAACUUCCAAUCACUUACAUAUAUGUAUAUAUGUUUAUUUUGAGAAAAGCAAUAUCGUCUACAACAAGAUCUUCCAUUGUAUCUUUUUUUAAUUUAUAUAGCCACUUUGCAGUCAUCAUUCGUUCUAAUUUUAUACAGGUAUCAAACUUAAAAAAUAAUUUUCCUCUAAGGGAUCUUUUAUUUUUUUGUUAUUAUAGUAUAAGUUGUUUACGUGAUGAAACAUUUCCUUGUAGUGAAAUAAAGAUAUUAUGACGGAGAGCUGAAUUCUAUAAUAGAUGUAACAUAAAAUUUAAAUGUAAAAUUAUUUUUGAUUCCCAUUUCAAUCAAGUGUAAAUGAUUCGAUCAUAACGUAAGAAUUGUGUGAAAUUCUAGAAACAUGGGGCAAACAUUCAAGUGAUGUUUCUUUGUACUAUUCCAAGACUAUUUCUCUCCUUGGAAAUUUUUGGAAAUGAUGCUUCGGUUUGGAGAUACAUGCCUCUGAACAACGUCAAUGGAAAUUUCUUUUUCUCAAAUAACAUCAGUAAAAAACCACUUAUAUUGCAGCCAAUCAAAAAAAAGAACAACAAGCCGAAAAAUUGAUAAAGUGGUCGGAAAAUGUAUACUUGUGUUUUUUCUGUGCUGUACUUUCAUAUUCACCGAAAUUAUUAGUAAAGAAAACUGUUUAACAAUUUAUUUAAAAAAGCUGUUCAGAUUAUCUGAAUCAAACAAGUACACAUUUUUCCAGAUAAGGGAUCUCGCUCCACAAAAUACUAACUUUGAGCUAUGAAAAUUUUCAGAUAGAACACUCUGUAUACUUUUACUUUCAUUGGCCUUUUCACAAGUGAGUUAGUUACUAAAUGCAGAGGGACACCUUCUUGACCUUUCAACUUUAUUGCAUAAGCUCGAGUAGUUACGAUUUAUAAAUAAAUGAAUAUAUAAAUAUAUAAAAUACACUAAUUCUGACGAUCUGCUAUUACCAGCUAUUUUUUAUUCUGAAAUGUAAUGUAAUAUUUCUCAUGUACCCUAAUCACUGUUUUACAAAAAAGUUGGUUGUAACUCAGAAGCCAUACAUCUCUCUAAAACCUCAUAUCAAAGAAAAGCUUGUGAAAAGAGGAAUCAAUGGAUGUGAAAAUAUACAGGACAUGCUAAAGAGAAAAUGUGGGAGAUCAUUUUUUGAGCUAAAGCUAUAACUGCUGAGGAGAUGCGAGUAAAGUUAAGCAUGUUUUCGACAGAUUAUCCAAUCUCUCACAAAUUUAAAAAUAACUACUUCAUUUCAAAGGACCUACCCGAAUCUGCAAUCAAAUACAGGACAAUCCAUUCAAAAAAAUGUAUGGGUAGUCGAAAAGUUACGAAUCACCAUGUAGAUAUGAAAACAUUUUUCAAGUGAGGAACAUACUAUUGAAUACAAUUUUUGAAGCUAUUUUUUUUUAGCUACCAUGCGUUAGAGUUAUCGUCCAGGCAGGCACAAUAAACUCACCGUGUAUGUAAGUGGCCAUUCUCUCAUAUAAAAUUAUAAAAAAACAUUCGAGAAUGUGUGAGCUUUGUACAAAAAUGCUGAAAUUGAGAGAUUUGAGAUUUAAAAACACAAUUAAGUACUAAAAUAAAAAAUAUGUUGAUGAAGUCUAAUAUGAUCUUAUUUAUAUAUUUAAAAGCAAAAAGUUCAUGAAUCCUGUCAAUUUCAGGUCCAAGAACCCUGCUUAUAGGCUCUGAUCCUUUGGUCGGCUCAUAAGGAGUUGUUCAAGAGUUAUUUAUGAAAAAUUAAUUUUCAGUAGUGCUUUUCAGGGGUCUUUUAGAGGCAGAGCGUUAUUUCUAGCAUCGUCAGAGAGCAACAUGGUCAAAUAAUGGAUCGAAUUAUCACCACAUGAAUGUUUGCCUUACGUUUUGGUAACACCCUGUACAAUCUUUUAAUCGCCUAGAGACACAACCUAGUAAAAUAGCCAAUUCUGAAGAUUAAUGCAUGAGAUUCUAAAGGUACAGUCUGGAGCGAAAAAAAUUGCGCGGCGUCUUCACCACGGAGCAAGUGGCAACCAUGCUGUGUUUUCCCAUAAAAUGUAGGAGCCGUCACGCAAAAUAGCUGAAAUUGGUGUGUCUCCUUUUAAAUAAUAUAAACUUUUGUGUAGUGAUAUUUUCUCAUCAUCCUCCAUAAUUCAAAAUUCAGCUGUAAAUAUGAUAUUCAUGAAUAAGUUAUUUCAUAUACGUAUAUACGUAUGUAUAUGCGGUGAGUGACAUCAACGACUCGUGAAUAUGUCUUCUCAGAUGUCUUGCUCCCUUCCGAAUACUAAAUUAAUGUUAUGAAUCCCAAAUCGACCUUUCGGAGGAUUUCAGGCUUCAAUGUAAUAAUAAAAACAGCUACAAAUUCACAUCGCAUGAUUUUGACCUCAGGCUUUAUAAAAACGAUUUAGAAGGUAAGAGCUGCCCUUUAGUCGUUUCAAGUAGGUAAAUAACCAAAAUCAGCUAUUUUAAUGACACCCGAAUUUUAUAACCUACUGAGCUCAAAUAAGCGUUAAUGUAGUCACUAUGCCAAAUUCUAAUAUUAGGGAUUCCAAUUGAAAAUCGAACUUUGAAUAAGACAAAUAUUCUAGCUAAAAUUUGUAAAAAUUUGCAAAAUAUUGUCCCCAUACAAACUCGAAUCAUUUCCAAUAUGGCUGUAUCUGAGUGUAGUUGUCGUAUAAAGAAUAAUAAAUAAAAUGAGAUUUACUA